AUGACACCAGCAUUUACGACAAUUUGUCAGACCAUCUCAUGCCUGUCGAUUGCCGUCAACCUUUAUCUGCUACUCGUAUUCUUUUGGUGUCCACUUAAGGCUGUGAAAUCCUACAAAUAUUUCUUUCUAUUGACUGCGCUGCAGGACAUUAUUUAUUCGUUCUGCGUAGCCGCCGCUGUUCCUGUGGCUAUUGCGGAAAAUUACUCACUCGUCUUUCUCGCUACCGGACCACUUCGUGCACAUGCGUUGGGACAAGUAUUUGUAACUGCAUUCGUUUUCGUGUUUAUCACAUCUAUUAUGCUCAUCGCUAACAGUUUCCUGUAUCGCUAUCUCUUGGUCUGCAAACAUCAUCUCUUCCAUCAUAUUAUGGAUCCUCGAAAGUUCUUUAUCAUAGUAUUGGUUAAUGGAGCAAUUUUUGCAAACUGGGCGGCGGUAAUUUCCAUAGUGUGUUGGCCGAAUAAAGCUUUUAUCGAACGCAUCAGCCGAGUGGCUCGUACAACGACUGGACUCAAUCCAUUCGAAUGUGCACAGCUUGGAAUAUCCAUGAAAUACGACUUUAGUGUUCUCAAAUUGGCGCUUGCGAUUGGGACCGUUAUUUUCUUGGCUCUCACCUCGACAAUUGUCAUUUAUUCUGCUAUAAAAAUACACACUACCCUCAAGAAAGCUACGAUCAGCAAGAGCUUGCGAAAACUACACGAGCAGAUGUUCAAGCUUCUAUUGCUUCAGAGUGCCUGUCCUUUCAUGUUCCUUCACGGACCAUCAUUCAACAUUGGUAUAUUUCUCUUCUCUGGUCAGAGCACCCCAGCAAUCAUUGCUUACGCGGUCACAAUUAUGAUUUCGCUCUUUCCCCUUCUCACGCCAAUUAUAAUCAUUGCUUUUCUCAAAGACUACCGUAACCAUGCACUUUCAACAUUGAGGCUUUCUCGACGAAUCAGUACAAAUACAACACUUUUUGUAUCCGAAAUGAAAACAACCGCUUGA
Molecule: messenger RNA, 981 nt
Organism: Ostertagia ostertagi
Lineage: Eukaryota; Metazoa; Nematoda; Chromadorea; Rhabditida; Trichostrongylidae
Source: the annotation of a GenBank genome assembly